AUGUCAGAACUGAAUUCACAAACAGUGCUUCAAUUGAAAGCACUCGCAAAACAUCUCGGAUUGAGAGGUUAUUCACGCUUGAGAAAAGCGGAACUCAUUGCGCAUAUUGAAGAGUUAACAAAGGAUGAUUACGAAGAAGUUGUGGUUAUUGAAGAGGAACCUAUCGUAGGUGGUUCAUUGCUUGAUGAUCCGAUUCCUGAACAUGAGAUACUAAAGGAGCAAAAAAUAAUGAAACCAACAAAGGCAACCAAGCUUAUAAAAAAGAAAAAAAAGAUUGAUAAGGUUGUUAAAUGGGGCAAAAAAAAGGUAGAGGAUUGGGGGAAAUGGUUGAAGGAGAUAGAAAGUGAUGAACCACGUGUUGUGGUUGAUGACGAGUUAAAAGAUUUCAAAGCACAUAUCGCCAAACUCUACAAAAGAGACGAGCAUCAUUUCAAUCUUGUCGAGAGAAAGUCAUUAAAGAAACAUAUUGGAAAAAUGUAUACGAUUGAUGGGGAAGAGGGUUAUGAUCCAAUAGACUUUUUUCAAGCUGUAAAACCGACCGUUAUCAAGUUUCUGUUAACACAGAAAAAUAUCAAGAUAGAGUUCGUUUUGAGGUGUAAUAUGGCAAAGACAAACAUUGAUACGGGUGAGACUGUGUUACUGUUUACAUAUUUUCAUUCUUACCAAGAGAUUAUCUUUCAAGAAACCGACCGAGAAGAGAUUUAUAACAGGAGUAUCGUUAAAAUGAUGGAGAACAUGGCAAAGUUUACAAGAAAUGGAAGUGGUUGGACUGUAGAUUCGAUUGCAGGAUUAGAUUUACAUACGAUAGAAUAUAAACCUUUAAAAGGUUCAAGCUAUAUCAAGCUAGAUUCAUGCCUUGCAAAAAAGAAGGCCAUUGUAAACAUGAAAAAUGAAGAUGAUGAAUGUUUCAAAUGGUGUGUUGCAAGAGCGUUGAAUCCUGUGAAAAAAGACCAAGAACGUAUCACAAAGAUUUUAAAAGAGCAGGCAAAGAAAUUGAAAUGGGAUGGAAUCAAGUUUCCGAUGGAGGUGAAAGAUAUUUACCGCUUUGAAACGUUGAAUCCAGGUAUCGCUGUCAACGUUUUCGGGUAUGAAAGAGGACUCUAUCCCAUAAGAGUGAGCAAUGUUGAGAAAGUCAAUACUCGCAUCCGCCUUCUUCUCAUCUCUGAAGAAGAGAAAAAGCAUUACUGCCUCAUCAAAUCUAUGAGUCGACUUAUAUCGAGUCAAUUGUCAAAAAAUGGACAUAAGAAGUUUAUCUGUGAUAGAUGUCUCAAUUAUUUCGGUUCACAGAAAGUUCUCGAUACACACGACGAGUUAUGUCGAGAUCAUGAGGCUGUGAGAGAAAAGAUGCCAAAACCUAAAACUUUUCUCUUCUUCAAAAACCAUCACAGAAAAAUAGACUUGCCGUUUGUCAUCUAUGCCGAUUUUGAAUCGAUCAUUAAACCUUUGAACUCUGCUCAACCGUUUCCUGAAAAGUGUUAUACUGAGAAAAAACAUCUACAUAUUCCGGUGAGUUUUUGCUACUACAUCAAAUGCUCGUUUGACGACCAAUAUUCGAAACUGGUCGAAUACAUAGCAAAGUCAGAAGACGAGGAUGUUGCACAGAUAUUUGUCAACAUGCUUGAAGAAGAGGUUCACAGAAUAUACAAAAAUCAUCCACCAAAAAAGAUGAUCUUUACAAAGAAUGAUGCUGAAAUCUUUGAAAAAGCAACGUGUUGUUGGAUCUGUGAAGAAGAAUUCGAGGAGGGAGAGGAAAAAGUUCGUGAUCAUUGUCAUUUUACAGGUAAAUUUCGACGAGCAGCACAUAACAGUUGCAACCUGUCAGCUCGACAACCAAAAUUCAUUCCUGUCAUCUUUCACAACUUGGCAAACUACGAUGCUCAUCUCUUCAUCCGAAAUCUUGGUGUUUCAGAAGGAGACAUUAAAUGUAUACCUAACAAUGAAGAAAAAUACAUCAGUUUUACCAAAAAGAUUAAAGUUGGCGAGUUUUUUGAUGAAACGAAAGGUCAUUUUGUUGAUGUUAAUAGAGAGUUGAGAUUCAUAGAUAGCUUCAAAUUCAUGGGUUCCAAGCUUGACGAUCUUGUCAAAAAUCUCGUCAAAGAAGAUAACACCUUGGUUAACACAGGAAAAUACCAUACUGGUGAGAAGCUUGAACUGUUGAAGAGAAAAGGUGAAUUUCCUUAUGAAUGGUUUGAUUCUAUCUACAAGCUUGAUGAGACUGAACUUCCACCCAUUGAAAAAUGGUUCUCUUCAUUGAGUGGUGAGGGUAUCUCUGAAGAAGGUUUUUGUCAUGCACAUAAAGUAAAGAAAACCUUUGGAAUGAAAACGUUCAGAGAUUAUCUCAAACUUUACAAUCAAAGUGAUGUUCUUUUGCUAGCCGAUGUUUUUGAAAACUUUCGAAAAGUUUGCAAAAAACACUACGAUCUCGAUCCUUGUUGGUACUUCACCUUACCGGGUUUGGCUUGGGAUGCUAUGCUCAAACUGACUAAAAGAAAGCUUGAGUUGUUGAGUGAUAUCAACAUGUUACACAUGUUUGAAAAAGGUAUCCGUGGUGGCACCAGUAUGAUUCCAACAAGAUAUUCGAAAGCUAACAACAAAUACAUGGGUGAAAAAUUUGAUCCUGCUCAACCUUCAAAGUUCAUCACAUAUCUCGAUGCAAACAACCUCUACGGUUGGGCGAUGAGUAAGAGCCUACCGACAGGUGGUUUUGAAUGGAUGGAUGAGAAAGACUUCAACGAGUGGGAAAAAUAUUCAUGCAUUCUUGAAGUUUAUUUGCUCCCCAUCAAAGAAGAACAGCUGGAUUAUUUUGAUCAUUAUCCACCGGCUCCUGAAAAUCGAAAGAUCAACAAAGUACCAAAGCUACUAUGUACCUUGAACGAAAAGAAAAAGUACAUUAUUCAUCAUGAAACAUUGAGGAUGUAUAAAUCUCUCAGAGUUGAGAUUGGAAAGAUCCACCGCGUCAUCAAGUUUGAAGAGAGCCCUUGGAUGAAACCAUACAUUGAUCUCAACACAUCUUUGAGAGCCAAGGCUGACAAUGAUUUUGAAAAAGACUUUUUCAAGUUAAUGAACAAUGCUGUUUACGGAAAAACCAUGGAAAACAUUCGAAAACGAGUCGAUGUGAGACUAACCAAUUCAGAACAUACGAUAAAGAGGUUAGCAAACAAGGUCAACUUUAAACAUUGCACCAUAUUCUCCGAGAAUCUCUGUGCGAUAGAAAUGAGAAAGACUAAAAUUACCUUUGACAAACCUCUCUAUCUCGGAAUGUGCAUUCUCGAUCUCAGCAAAAUAUUAAUGUACGACUUUCAUUACAAUUACAUCAAAGCCAAGUAUGGAGACAGAGCAAAGCUUCUCAUGACCGACACAGACAGUCUCUGCUAUGAGAUUCAGACCGACGACUUUUACCAAGAUAUAAAAUCAGACGUGCACAAUCUGUUCGAUACGAGCAACAUUCCGAAAGAUCAUCCGUCUGGAAUACCGAGUGGGGUAAACAAGAAAGUUAUUGGAAUGUUUAAAGAUGAGGCCGGUGGAAAAAUCAUUGAAGAGUUUGUUGGUCUGAGAGCGAAGCUUUACUGCUACAAAAUGUUUGAAGAUGGAAAAGAAGAAAAGAAAUGCAAAGGUGUGAAGAAAAACGUGGUAAAAAACACAAUUAAAAUGGAAAACUAUAAAAGAUGCUUAUUCGACGGAGAAAAACAGUAUAGAAAAAUCUAUACGUUACGAAGUCGAUUGCAUGAUAUCUAUACGGAAGAAAUAAACAAAGAAGCAAUGAAUAGAAAAGAUGACAAGCGAAUCAUUCUUCCGGAUAAAAUAAAUACAAUUGCACCCUUCCACCCUCUCGCAGAGUAA
Molecule: messenger RNA, 3840 nt
Organism: Stylophora pistillata
Lineage: Eukaryota; Metazoa; Cnidaria; Anthozoa; Scleractinia; Pocilloporidae
Biological process (GO): DNA-templated transcription termination
Source: RefSeq, a predicted model, not a curated record